Molecule: messenger RNA, 2282 nt
Organism: Hippopotamus amphibius kiboko
Lineage: Eukaryota; Metazoa; Chordata; Mammalia; Artiodactyla; Hippopotamidae
Product: gastrula zinc finger protein XlCGF62.1
Exons: 4
Coding region: 609-1220 (203 amino acids)
Biological process (GO): regulation of transcription by RNA polymerase II
Molecular function (GO): DNA-binding transcription factor activity; RNA polymerase II cis-regulatory region sequence-specific DNA binding
Source: RefSeq, a predicted model, not a curated record
CGGGGCCGGGGCCGGGGCCGGGGCCGCGGCGGGAGAUUACCGUAUUUACCGAGGGCGGUGCCGGACCCUUGGGGGCGGGUCACUGCGGGCGCGCUACCGUAUUUUCCGGGAGCCGCGCAGACCCUUUCCGGGAGUGGCGAGCGCCGCGACUUAAUUACGUAUUUAUCCCGGGUUGCGUGGUUCCCCCCGGGCGCUGCGGGAGCGGAGGGUGGGUUGCAUGAAUUCCCUAAGGGAGCCGGGGCUGGCAGCGGAAUGGGGUGGGUUGCUGCAGCAAAGUGGGAGGCCUACAUAUUUUCGUGGGGGUGGGGUUGCGACGCAGAGUUUACCAUAUUUCUCCAGGAUCGUUCCGGCCCCAGGAGUUGGCAGGUUGUGCGUGGGGGUCGGGUGGGUGGGGUCAGCUCUUUUGAUUAUGCCGCUAUUUGAUAAUAACAGCGGUGCGCGAGGCUGGAGGUCUUUAUGGAGGUGAGGGAGAAGGGGCGCGGGAGGCUCCGCGGAGAGUUACCGUAUUUGCCUUGGGCAGCGCAGACUGGAGGAAAGAACCACUGCUGGAAGCCGGAGGAACUGGGGCGCAGCCUGGGCUGGGCCGGUGAUUGCAGCCGGAAGUGCCCAUGACAGAACUGGUGUCCUCUGGGGACGGGUCCCCUGCGGGGGACGGGGAGGAGGGCCUGGGGGACGAUCGAGGCCUGGUCAUUCACCACCCGGCGGAGGAGCAGCUGCACCGCUGCGCGCUGUGCGGCCAGACCUUCUCCCAGCAGCCCAGCCUGGUGCGGCACCAGAAGGCGCACGCUGGAGCGGGCCGCGCGGCCGCCUUCGUGUGCCCCGAGUGCGGCAAGGCCUUCAGCGUCAAGCACAACCUCGAGGUGCAUCAGCGCACCCACACGGGCGAGCGGCCCUUCCCCUGCCCCGAGUGCGGGCGCUGCUUCAGCCUCAAGCAGAACCUGCUCACUCACCAGCGCAUCCACAGCGGCGAGAAGCCACACCAGUGCGCGCAGUGCGGCCGCUGCUUCCGCGAGCCGCGCUUCCUGCUCAACCACCAGCGCACCCACGCGCGCAUGCCCGCGCCGCACCCGCGCCGCCCAGGCGUCUUCGGGGAGCGGAGGCCCUACUUCUGCACCCGCUGCGGCAAGAGCUUUGCGCGAGAGGGCUCGCUCAAGACCCACCAGCGCAGCCAUGGCCACGGGCCCGAGGGCCAGGCGGCCCAUUUAGGCCGCGUGCUCUGAUGCGCGGUGGACAUGCUGCGGCCGGCUGUUUCCUGCCCCAGAGCCGCAUCCGUGACCCCUCGAGAAGGCGCUGGGCUUCAGCCCCCUCUCUGGCUGGGAUCCCAGGAGACGGGGAGGGCUGGCUUGGGGUCUCAAAGGAGUGGGCUGCUGCCUGGCUUGGGUCGCCUCCUUCCACUCCUCCCCCAGGACCCUCCAGCUGUCUGCGUGGCUGCUUUGGGCCCCGGCUAUGGUUUUUCUCCACAGGCCCACCCGGCUUAGAGCAGGAGCUAGCUGUGCAACAGUACAAGCCUGGACCUCAUUUUGGGUUCUGGACCCCAAGACCCUUCAUCUCUACUGUAUCAUCGUUAAGAGAGGCUCUUACAGAUGUGGAGUGGGCAGUCCUCUGGGCAGUGUGCAAGGCACAUCUGACACAGAGACUAGGAAUGGAGCCUUGGGCCUGCAUCCCGAUGUGAGGACACGUCCCCUCAGAAGACCUACCUUGGGAGGUGACGGCAGAGGGACUGAUGGAACUGGAAUUGGAGGCAGGUUCUGUGCCCUGGUUGAAAAACUCCUUGGACUUGCUGGGAGACAUGGCCAGAGAAGAGCUGGUCUUGGCUGCCUGGCUGCAAAGGUCCACUCUCCUGCCUGUGGCAGCAGGGAUGGUGCCUGUGUGGGGAGCCCGCCUCUGCUCCUGCCUGGCCCACCGGAGACAGGAAGUGAGCUGCCUAGGAGAACACAGCAAGCGGUAGCAGACCUGGCGUCAGAGGCAAGACCUUCCCCCAGGUGUGAACACACGUGCAGGCUUCAGUCUCCUUUCAGAGCAACGUUCUUCACAGUUUUGGGGGCGUGAAGCCCUUUGACAAGAUGACAAAGGUUAUGAACCUUCUCCCCAAGAAGACACACAUACUCACAUAGACGCAAGAAUCUACGAGCAACUCCAGGAGCUCCUGGACUCCAGGCUGGGGACUAACCCGCCACUCCUUCCUUACCUGACACAGAGCCCCGGGUCAGGGCCUUCAUUCGAGUAGCAUUUCACCCCUCCAGCCCCACCCCGACCUUCCUUCCCUUGUUCAGGAAUAAAGA